Molecule: messenger RNA, 1741 nt
Organism: Clarias gariepinus (North African catfish)
Lineage: Eukaryota; Metazoa; Chordata; Actinopteri; Siluriformes; Clariidae
Gene: inpp5ka
Product: inositol polyphosphate-5-phosphatase Ka
Exons: 14
Coding region: 162-1637 (491 amino acids)
Biological process (GO): negative regulation of phosphatidylinositol 3-kinase/protein kinase B signal transduction; negative regulation of peptidyl-serine phosphorylation; phosphatidylinositol dephosphorylation
Cellular component (GO): plasma membrane; cytoplasm; ruffle
Molecular function (GO): phosphatidylinositol-3,4,5-trisphosphate 5-phosphatase activity; inositol bisphosphate phosphatase activity; phosphatidylinositol-4,5-bisphosphate 5-phosphatase activity
Source: RefSeq, a predicted model, not a curated record
CUAGAGAGUGCAUAAGUGAAGGGAGCCGGUGUGAUGUAGUCGUGAGCCGGCAGAGUCCGGGUGUAAACAGUGAGGAAGUGGGAGGUGUGUUGUUACUCCAGUCCUGAACUAGAGGAGUGAAGUUCUGCAGGCUGUACAGGAACUAUACACAGAGUGAUCAAAUGGAGCAGAAAACUUUAGAUGCGCUGAACUCUCUCAGUCUGAAGCAGAAGAGGCACAACAUUGACACUUUCAGGCUCUUUAUGGUCACGUGGAAUGUGGCGACAGCAGAACCUCCUGAUGACGUCCGGUCCUUAUUGCAGCUCAGUUCCCAGAAUCAAGCAGACCUCUACGUGAUCGGUUUACAGGAAGUGAGAGCAGCGCCUCUGAAGUUCGUCUCAGAUCUGGCUUUUGGAGAUUCCUGGAGUAGCUUGUUCAUGAACACCUUGACUCCUCUGGGCUACGUUAAAGUGUCCUCUGUGAGGAUGCAGGGUCUGCUGCUGCUGUUUUUUGCUAAAUUAGAGCAUGUCCCCUUCAUCAGAGACAUCCGGACCACAUACACUCGCACUGGGAUCUACGGAUACUGGGGUAAUAAAGGAGGGGUGAGCAUCCGGUUCUCCUUCUACGGUCAUUCCCUCUGCUUCCUCAACUGUCACCUAGCAGCCCACAUCCAUUACGCCUCCGAAAGGGUGGAGGAAUUCGAGCGCAUACUCAACUCCCAGACCUUUGACGGCAAAAACGCUCCAUCUGUUUUAGACCACAAGCUCCUCUUCUGGCUUGGAGACUUGAACUUUCGUAUCGAAGACCACGGGAUGCACUUCAUCCGCAACUGCAUCACCAGCAAGAAUUUCAACCUGCUGUGGUCCAAAGACCAGCUGACUAUGAUGAAGAAGAAGAUUCCCAGACUGCAACAGUUCGAAGAAGGUCCUCUUGAUUUCCAGCCUACCUACAAAUUCGACUUGAACUCUGAUAAUUACGACUCGAGGCUACAGAAGGCUUGGUUUGGCCUAAUCGGGAAAAAGCGCAAGCCUGCAUGGUGCGAUCGGAUCCUGUGGCGCAUGAACACCAAACCCCCACCUAAGAACGCAGAUAAAGAGCAUGACGAUGAUGAUGAUGAUGAUGGUGAAGAGCAGAAGGAGGAGGAGCUGCUAGAGGAAUUUCCUCUCAAACUAGUUCAGGAGACUUACACCAGUCACAUGGAGUACAGCAUCAGUGACCAUAAACCUGUCACGGGCAUCUUCAGACUGGAGCUGAGGAAGAUGUACAAGACGCCACUGGUGCACGUGUGUGCAGAAGGUGAAUGGAGCGCCGACCUGGACGCUGUGGUGACUUACAGCCUGCUCGAGCAGUUUGCAACCAGCGCCUGGGACUGGAUUGGCCUUUAUAAGGUUGGAUUCCAAAGCAUCUCUGACUACAUCACCUAUACCUGGGUAAAAGAUGACCAGGUAGCCUUUAACAAUCAACUCAUCCAGGUUUAUGUGAGUAAGGAGGAGAUCCCAGUUCUAGGUGGGGAAUGUGUACUAUGUUACUACAGUAGCAACCUGCAGUGCAUUGUGGGUAUCAGUGAACCUUUUAAAGUUCUCGAGUCACGAGCAGCAAUUGAAGAAGGCUUCUUAUUUGAGAAUGUGAACAGACUCGACCAGGCCUUGACCAGUUAGGACGAGAUGAACCAGGAGCCAUUUUGGGGGGACGAUCAGUGUCGAAUACACUUUCUGCUUCACUCACACACACACACACACACACACACACACACACACACACA